AUGAGUCCAAGAAAACAUCAACAACAGGCAGGUUCUAAAAGAUUUAGGAGAAAUAGUAUUAAUGUACCUAUGAAGAAGUUAUGCACAAGGAGAGGUGGUGGGAAGAUUGGUUCUGCAAAAAUUGGGAAUAAUACUCCAACUAUAGGUACUCAAGAGAGUGUGGUUCAACAAGUUCUAGUUGUUGAUGAGGGUGAAAAUGUGAUGAGUGAAAAUGUGAUGGGUGAAAAUAUCAUGCAAGAAGGUUAUAAUGUGGGUCAAAGUGUGGUUCAACAAGUUCCAGUUGUAGAAGUUCCUAUUGUUGUAGAAGAAGGUGUGGUGCAGGAAGAAGGUGUUGUGCAGGAAGUUCCAGUAAUUCAUAUUCAGGAUGGUCAUAUAAUGCAAGGAGGAACUAGUCAAACAAGUGUGAUGGAAGGUAGUGACACCUUUGGGCAAGUAAGAUCAAGUAUUAGUUGGAAGCUUAAAUCAAUAAAUGAUGAAAUUAAACAAGGUAUUGAUGCAAUUUUACAAGAGGUUAACUUCAAAAACAAAACACAGUCCAGUCCACUAAAUGGUGAUAAUGGGGUGGAAGAUAAUGAUGUUAUUGAGUUUACUGAGGGCAAAGAGGAUGAUAUUCUACCAGAGAUGAUACAAAUAGGACCUGAAGACAUUGCUAAUAAGCUAGAAGCUGGUUAUAGCAUGGCAUAA
Lactuca saligna is the source of this 684-nucleotide messenger RNA. Lineage: Eukaryota; Viridiplantae; Streptophyta; Magnoliopsida; Asterales; Asteraceae. The record is from the annotation of a GenBank genome assembly.